Molecule: messenger RNA, 1993 nt
Organism: Lytechinus variegatus (green sea urchin)
Lineage: Eukaryota; Metazoa; Echinodermata; Echinoidea; Temnopleuroida; Toxopneustidae
Product: cholecystokinin receptor-like
Exons: 1
Coding region: 107-1420 (437 amino acids)
Biological process (GO): G protein-coupled receptor signaling pathway
Cellular component (GO): membrane
Molecular function (GO): G protein-coupled receptor activity
Source: RefSeq, a predicted model, not a curated record
UGAUGCAAAAUCCCGUCGCGUUGCCUCCAUUUAUCAUUGUUCUAAACCUGAUGAUUCGAUAUUCCAUGUUAAGACUCAAGAAGUCCAAGGACUAUAACACGUAAUCAUGAGCAAAUCUGAUAAACGGAGUGCUGGGCGGUUGAUGCUUCGCCUUACUUUGCUCUCUCUGGUCAUCGUAGUUACAUGUAACUCAUCUCAGCAGUCAACAAUCCAAUCACCAGAGGUCUCUCAAGAAGCCUCGACUGUGGGCUGGAGGUUCAGCUCGGACAACAACGAAAAUACUGACGAGAUUUCCUCCCAAUCGUUACACUCCAUUGAUUCGACAACUGCGAGUACGUCAAGUUACGAUAGCUCUGAUUCAUUGCAAACUUUGAUCAUCCAAGAAUUCACUGACGAGUUUACCACCGAUGACACGACAACUUCCCAACCUGCUACAGACUUGGUCGCCAGUGUGGAUACAACUAUCUGGGUGUGGCAAUUUUCAUGGACAUGGGUAACCAUCCUUCAGUUAAUCAUUUCCUUGAUCGGUAUUCUUGGAAACCUACUGGUUGUCGUUGUAAUGGCUGGUAGAAAAUCCACAGCUAACUCGACAGACAUUUUCAUUGCAGCACUCGCUAUAUCUGACUUGCUGACAUCAAUCUUCAACAUACCCAUUCCAAGGGCACGGCAGGUACCUGACAGCCUUCCUGGUGUGUUGUAUUGCAGGCUCAUCUUUACUCGUAGCUUGUCAUGGAUAUGUGUUAUCUCCUCGAGCUACAUCUUGAUUGGUGCUUCUUUCGAGCGCCUGGCAGCGGUUGCCUACCCUUUGCGCAUCAAGGAAAUAUUCACAAACCGCAGGGUUUGCACUUUCAUCAUAGUAGCAUGGGUGUUCUCGUGUCUUUCGUGCUCCUAUUACCUAAUAUCCAUGAUCGCGGAACCUGAUCUCUUAUCCCGAAUCUACUGUUUGCCCUCCAAUUCCGAUUCUUCUUCACUACAGUUGGUCAACAUGUUCAAUUUCACCAUCCGGUUGCUCAUUCCGGUCGUUCUGAUGUUGGGUUCCCAGAUAGCUAUGGCAUUCCUACUUCAUCUACGGUCGAGAAAAAUGCAACGUGUCAUAGCUCAAGGUUCCAACCAGUCCUAUCAUAUAAUCGCUAGGAAUCGUGUCAUCAAGAUCCUGUUGGUCGUCAUCAUUAUCUACAUCCUUUGUUGGGCUCCAAGCCAGAUUGCAUUUGUAGUCAUCUCUUUUAAAGGAGCAGUUAGGGCCAGAGGCUACGUUGUUGGAACCGUCCGACAGAUUCUCAAUCUAUUCACGUUCAUUAAUUCGUCCAUCAACCCCUUGAUAUACGCAGCCCAAUAUCCCAAGUUUCGUUCUGCCGUGAAGGAUGUGUUUGCAGGUACGGUGCAGAAGCACAUAACGUUGUUCGGCAUCGAUAAUUCAUAACGCCCUCGGCAUACUUAAAGCUUUAAGAUUAGUGUUGACAAAGCUGGCGAAAAAGCUUAAUUGGAGUUGGAAUUCGAUUUUUCAUUAAUUUCGGUUUCACAUUUACAAACUAUUAUAAACAAAAUGAAAUAAAGUUAAAUAUAUCGCAAAAACAGAUACAGCAAUAAUGAUAACAGUAGCAGAGAUAAUAGAUCGGAACUUACAAGAUAUGACCUCAGUUGAUUUGAAUAUAUAAAAGUGAAACGGAGAGGUUGGCCAAAAAUGGCCAAUCUUGCAUGUCUUGUAUAAGAGGCAAUUAGCCCCCUUAACCUAGGUUCGCAAUGAAAAAAAAUCAUUGUCGGAAUGAUAAUUUCCAAAAAUAUCAUCAUUUGAAGAAAUAUAAGUGAUGUAAGAAACAAAUACGAUAAGAGUAAAGAGAGGUAUACAGUUACUGUAGAGGACAGUGGGUGGAGGUGCAGUGUAAAUAAGUUUGACAAAACAGUUUAUACUUUGAAAUAAAUUAUACCUUUUUGAGCAAAUGACGAUAGAACUAUUGACAAAUCUUUCUGCUUGAGUGAGUAACAAUCCUUUUAA